Messenger RNA from Phytophthora nicotianae INRA-310, 378 nucleotides. RefSeq lists its product as hypothetical. The transcript is spliced from 3 exons. The record is from RefSeq and is a predicted model, not a curated record. The coding region runs from base 1 to 378 and encodes 125 amino acids. NCBI's taxonomy places the organism in Eukaryota, Oomycota, Peronosporomycetes, Peronosporales, Peronosporaceae.
AUGUCCCGUUCCCGCGCCAUUUCAAGGUUCUUCUUCACGGACUGCGGUGGCGGCAAGUUUUCCUGCAAACCCUGUGAAACAGCCCCUGGAUCAGGCUACAUGAACCUGAUUAGCAACCUCGCAACGAGCCACCUGGACUAUAGUGAGACCUACGACCGUACGAUGAUGAUCUUCACGUGGAUGGAGUGGGUCGUCGCUUGGAACAAGGCGCUUAGCGAGGUGGACGACCCGGUUACGUGUUCAUUGGCUGCGAUCACGGGAACGCUACACUUCAUCACCGUCUGCAUCCUCUUUGGUGAGAACGGAGAGCUUCAACAAGUGCUGUCGAAAUUCCUCCUGGAGAGUACAUCAAAGGGACCGACGCUCACAUCAAACUGA